Molecule: messenger RNA, 1897 nt
Organism: Chiloscyllium plagiosum (whitespotted bambooshark)
Lineage: Eukaryota; Metazoa; Chordata; Chondrichthyes; Orectolobiformes; Hemiscylliidae
Source: RefSeq, a predicted model, not a curated record
GGGCCUGAGCCGUGGGAUGCGGUCGGUCAGUUAUGUGGAGAGAGUGGCACUGGACUUCAGUGGAAACCUGUUCACACAGGCCAUCUGCUUGGGAGACACCGACAACGACGGGUUAAAUGAGCUUGUGGUUGGGGAUACCAAUGGGAAACUGUAUGUGUAUAAGGGUGAUGACUGCAAGCCAUGGCUUACCCGAUCUUGUAUAGGAAUGGUAACAUGUGUUGGUGUAGGAGACAUCUGCAAUAAAGGGAAGAAUUUUGUUGUAGCUGUUGGUGCUGAGGGCUGGUUCCAUAUCUUUGAUCUCAGUGGGAUAGCAACUAAAUCAGAGACUUCCAGUCACCAUGACUUCCUAUUUGGCGAUGAACAGAAAGCAUUUUUUACACAGCACAUCCCUGCUAACACCAAAGUAAUGCUCAUCAGUGAUAUAGAUGGAGAUGGAAAGUGUGAAAUGGUAGUAGGUUACACUGACCGUGUAGUGAGGGCAUUCCGUUGGGAAGAUUCUUCUGAUGGUUCUGGGCAGCUGGUCCUACUAAAAAAGUGGCUUCUGGAAGGACAGGUAGAUAGUCUUACUGUGAAUCCAGGGCCUGAUGGGACCCCAGAACUGAUGGUCUCACAGCCAGGCUGUGGGUAUGCAGUUCUGCUGUGUACCUGGCGAUUGGAUCAAGAGAGGGUACCAGAAAGAGAUCCAUCUGAUGUCUCUAGCAGUGAGGGUCUUAUCCGGGAUGUUGUCCUUCGCCAAACUUCGGGCAGAAUUCACAACAAAAAUGUUUCCACUCACUUAAUUGGUAGCAUCAGUAGAGGCAGUCAAGAGGAAAAUGUAAAGUUCUGUUUACUAUCUGUUUGCACAGGUACCCUGAAGCUGAUGGAUGGGUCCGACAAACUUCUGUGGUCUGUUCAAGUGGAUCAUCAGCUGUUUGCCUUGGAAAAGUUGGAUGUAACAGGUGAUGGACGAGAGGAAGUAGUGGCCUGUGCUUGGGAUGGUCAAACCUAUAUCAUUGAUCAAAACAGGUCUGUUGUCCGGUUUCAGUUUGAUGAGAAUGUCAGUGCAUUUUGUGCUGGUAUUUAUGCAUGCAAAAAUGGUCGGAAUAGUCCCUGUCUGGUGUAUGUCAGCUUCAACCACAAAAUCUAUAUCUAUUGGAGGGUGGAGUUAGAGAGAAUGGAAUCUACCAAUAUGUUGAAGGUAUUGGAAACAGAUGAGUUCCACAGCCUGCUACAAGGAACAUCAGUGGAUGUAAAUAACAGCAGUGCUGUCCAAGCCAUGCUACACCAGACACUCUACUUUCCUGACAAACUUUCAGGAUAUAUCAACAAGGAGGACAAGUUGCACAAACUAUGUUAGUCUGGACUGUCUGUUCAACCUUAAACUAUGUGGGGAAAAAUGGCAAUGACUGCAAGUUUUUAUGAUCUAUGUUGGUAAACCAACAAAACUGGCUUCUCAUUUCUCCACGUCGCAAUCCGGAGACCUAUGGAUAAACAGUUGAGAACAAUUUUAACCAAAGGAGAAGCAUGUUAAUGACUUUGCAACAAGUAAAUAAAAUUAAAUCUUACAUGGAACUUCAGAGUAAUCCAUAUCGAUACUUGCAGAGGGAUAUAAGCCCAAAUUAAUGUUUCUCAUGUUAUAAAUAGAUUCAUAAGUGAAUAAUAUAUUUAAUAGUUUUCUUUCCCAAUUUAAAACAUCUGAGUGUCAUGAAUUGUGUAUGUCUUAGCAGUGGUUACGUAACAGGAGAAAGAAAUAAGACUGGCAAAGCAGUUUUAAUGAGCCACAAAGCCUUAGAUGCUUUGCGAAAUAUACUGCUGUAUUUCCAGGUCUUGACCUUUUGCAGAAUAUUGCCAACUGUUGGAAUCUUCUAGGAAAAGGUGAGGACUGCAGAUGCUGGAGAUUACAGUUGAAAGCGUGUCG